GGGGACAGUCAACAUCUCGUCUUUGAUUCUUUGACUUCAGGAGGAUGUAACCACCGAGCCUGCCUCCCCAAUUAAGAAGAUGCAGAAGGGAAUACGACUCAAUGAUGGUCAUGUCACCUAUCUGGGGCUUUUGGCGAAGAAAGACGGCACGAGACGAGGGUGCUUGAGCAAAAAAAGCUCCGACAACACGAAAUGGCACGCAAAGUGGUUCACUCUGCUGCAGAACAUGCUCUUUUAUUUUGAGAACGAGUCCAGCUCUCGACCCUCGGGAUUGUACUUGUUGGAGGGAUGCAUCUGCGACAGGGCGCCUUCACCCAAACCUUCACUGUCAGCCAAAGAGUGUUUGGAAAAGCAGUACUAUUUCACAGUCAGCUUCACUCAUGAAAACCAAAAGGCUCUUGAGUUGCGCACAGAAGAUGUAAAAGACUGCGAUGAAUGGGUGGCUGCAAUAUCACAUGCCAGUUACAGAAACUUGGCUACCGAGCAUGAGACUCUCAUGCAGAAGUAUCUUCAUCUGCUUCAGAUUGUGGAGACUGAGAAAACAGUUGCUAAGCAACUUCGACAACAGAUAGAAGAUGGCGAAAUAGAGAUUGAAAGGCUGAAGUCAGAGAUCGCUGGACUGCUCAAAGACAAUGAGAAGAUCCACGCCAGCCCGGCAGCCGCCCCAACCGAGGACGACUCAGAAAUCAAGAAGAUCAAAAAGGUUCAGAGUUUUCUGCGAGGCUGGAUUUGCAGAAGGAAGUGGAAAACCAUCAUCCAGGAUUACAUCCGCUCGCCUCAUGCAGAGAGCAUGAGGAAAAGGAACCAGGUGGUGUUCAGUAUGUUGGAUUCGGAGGCAGAGUAUGUUCAGCAGCUUCACAUUCUGGUGAACAACUUCCUGCGGCCGCUGCGCAUGGCUGCCAGCUCCAAGAAGCCGCCCAUCACCCACGAUGACGUCAGCAGCAUAUUCCUCAACAGUGAAACUAUCAUGUUCCUGCAUCAGAUAUUCUACCAGGGUCUGAAAGCCAGGAUAGCAAGCUGGCCGACAUUAGUGCUGGCUGACCUUUUCGACAUCUUGCUGCCCAUGCUGAACAUCUACCAGGAGUUUGUGAGGAACCACCAGUACAGCCUGCAGAUCCUGGCUCACUGUAAGCAAAACCGGGACUUUGACAAGCUGCUGAAGCAGUAUGAGGCCAAGCCCGACUGUGAGGAGAGGACUCUGGAGACCUUUCUUACCUACCCCAUGUUCCAGAUUCCUCGAUACAUUCUCACUCUCCAUGAGCUUCUGGCCCACACACCCCAUGAACACAUAGAGAGAAACAGCCUGGACUACGCCAAAUCGAAGCUGGAGGAGCUUUCAAGAAUCAUGCAUGAUGAGGUCAGCGAGACCGAAAACAUCAGGAAGAACCUGGCGAUAGAGCGCAUGAUCAUUGAGGGCUGCGAAGUGCUCCUUGACACCAGCCAGACGUUUGUAAGACAAGGGUCUCUGAUUCAGGUGCCAAUGAGCGAGAAGGGCAAAAUCACCCGUGGGCGACUGGGUUCUCUGUCUUUAAAGAAGGAAGGGGAGAGGCAGUGUUUCCUCUUCUCUAAGCAUUUAAUCAUCUGCACCAGGGGUUCUGGUGGAAAGCUUCAUCUCACCAAGAAUGGAGUUGUCUCGCUAAUAGACUGCACUUUGAUGGAGGACCCUGAGGGAACAGAUGAUGAAUCAAAAUCAGACAAGAGCGGCCAGGACAUGGAGCACCUGGACUUCAAGAUCGUGGUGGAGCCAAAGGACAGCCAGUCAUUCACCGUCAUCCUGGUGGCCUCCUCCAGGCAGGAGAAGUCUGCAUGGACCAGUGACAUCAGCCAGUGCAUAGACAACAUCCGCUGCAACGGCCUCAUGAUGAAUGCCUUUGAGGACAACUCCAAGGUCACAGUGCCACAGAUGAUCAAAUCAGAUUCAACUCUGUAUUGCGAUGAUGUGGACAUUCGCUUCAGCAAGAUGAUGAACUCCUGCAAAGUGCUGCAGAUUCGUUACGCCAGUGUUGAACGCCUGCUGGAGAGACUGACCGAUCUUCGGUUCCUCUCGAUCGACUUCCUUAACACCUUCCUCCACUCCUAUCGUGUAUUCACCACGGCUGACGUGGUGUUAGAUAAACUCAUCACCAUCUACAAGAAGCCCAUCAGUGCCAUCCCUGCUCGGUCCCUGGAGCUGUUCUUUGCCAGCAGUCAAAACAGUAAACUCCUAUAUGGGGAGACUCCCAGCUCUCCCAGGGCCAGCAGAAAGUUUUCCUCCCCUCCUCCUCUGGCGAUUGCCAAGAACUCGUCCCCCAACCGGCGCCGCAAGCUCUCCCUCAACAUCCCCAUCAUCACUGGGGGCAAAGCUCUUGACCUGGCUGCCCUCAGCUGCUCCUCAAAUGGCUAUGCAAGCAUGUACUCCUCAAUGUCCCCAUUCAGCAAGACCACAUUGGACAUCAACAAGCUCUACGUGUCCAGCCCUAUCACGAGCAAGAUCUCUGAUGAGGGCGAGGACAAAAAGGACAAGGUGGAGGACACGUCCAUGUGCAAACAAGAUCUCUCAGUGCGAGAAGAAAGUGACAACGAUCAAAAUCAGAGUGAUGACUGCGAUGCAGAGUCGUCUCCGACGAAAUCUCCCACCACGCCAAAAAACGUCAAAUGCAAAAACUCCUCAGAGUUUUCUUUGUUUUCCUACAACAAUGGCAUGGUCAUGUCCUCGUGUCGAGAGCUCGACAACAACCGCAGCGCUCUAUCUGCUGCCUCCGCCUUUGCCAUCGCCACAGCUGGAGCCAACGAGGGAACACCAACCAAGGAAAAGUAUCGACGGAUGUCCCUUGCCAGCACAGGUUUUCCAACAGAUCAGAGAAAUGGAGACAAAGAGUUUGUGAUCAGACGAGCAGCGACCAACAGAGUCUUGAACGUACUGAGGCACUGGGUGUCCAAACACUCUCCGGACUUUGACAGCAACAAUGAGCUGAAGACAAAAGUUAUUGCUUUCCUGGAGGAAGUGAUGCACGACCCCGAGCUGCUGACGCAGGAGAGAAAGGCUGCUGCAAACAUCAUCAGGACUUUAACUCAGGAAGAUCAUGGUGACAACCAGAUCACCAUGGAAGAUGUAACACAACUGGCUGGAGCAGGGAAGGCUGAUCCAUUCGAGAGCCACUCUGCCUUAGAAAUCGCGGAGCAGCUCACUUUGCUGGACCACCUGGUGUUUAAAGUCAUGCCAUACGAGGAAUUCUUUGGUCAGGGUUGGAUGAAAAACGACAAAAAUGAGAAAACUCCAUACAUCAUGAGAACAACUAAGCACUUCAAUGAUAUAAGCAACUUGAUUGCCACGGAGAUCCUUCGUUGCGAUGACACGGCCACUCGGGUAACAGUUAUAGAAAAAUGGGUUGCCGUGGCUGACAUCUGCCGCUGCCUGCACAACUACAACGCCGUGCUCGAAAUCACGUCCUCUCUGAACCGCAGCUCUGUUUUCCGCCUCAAGAAGACCUGGCUCAAGAUUUCCAAGCAGACGAGAGCACUGAUUGACAAACUGCAAAAGCUGGUUUCAUCAGAGGGGAGGUUCAAAAACCUGAGAGAGGCUUUGAAAAACUGCGACCCUCCCUGUGUGCCAUAUCUGGGGAUGUACCUCACGGACCUGGCUUUCAUUGAGGAGGGAACGCCAAACUACACAGAAGACAACUUGGUUAACUUCUCAAAGAUGAGGAUGAUUUCUCACAUCAUCAGAGAAAUAAGGCAGUUUCAACAAACGGCAUACAAGAUUGACCUGCAACCAAAGGUAGCACAGUAUCUAUUGGACAAGAGUUUUGUUCUUGACGAAGAAAGCAUGUAUGAAGCUUCGCUCAGAAUCGAGCCCAAAGUGUCCAACUGAUGGGGAAGAUGGUGCUCCGCACUUUGUUUUCUCCGUUACUGUUACACAUAAGUUAACAUACACAUGGACCAUUGUAUAGCU
Messenger RNA from Nematolebias whitei (Rio pearlfish), 3931 nucleotides. RefSeq names its product Ras protein specific guanine nucleotide releasing factor 1 (gene rasgrf1). Bases 80 to 3850 code for a protein of 1256 amino acids. Gene Ontology annotation, cellular component: plasma membrane. Gene Ontology annotation, biological process: Ras protein signal transduction; positive regulation of GTPase activity. Gene Ontology annotation, molecular function: protein binding; guanyl-nucleotide exchange factor activity. The record is from RefSeq and is a predicted model, not a curated record. NCBI's taxonomy places the organism in Eukaryota, Metazoa, Chordata, Actinopteri, Cyprinodontiformes, Rivulidae. The transcript is spliced from 27 exons.